CUCGAUUUUCGCCUACCGACAAACACAAUAACAAGAUGGCGACUGUAGUACCUCCACCGUCUAAGCGACAGCGUCGCGAGGACCUCGAAAAACAGCGAAUCCAGCAGGAUGUUACUGCCGCGCUCGGCCCGGCUGGCUCUUUCAAGGCCAGGUUCCUGGACAGCGAUGGCAACCAGACUGGGGUUGUCGAAGUUCCUCUGGCAGAUGCUUCCGAAAAGAACCUCUCAUUACUUCUUAACACAUUAAUGGCAAGAGAACGCGAAGAGUUUGUCCCGUACCGAUUCCGCGUCCAUAUCCCCGAUAGCGACAUUAUUGUUGACCAGUACCCUACGGAUCUCAUGAAGCUUCUUAAGAGCCAUGGAAUUGACAACCCUUUCGAAACAACAAUCACGCUCAGUGCCGAGCCGCAGGCCGUCUUCAAAGUCCAAGCAGUUACCCGCAUGUCCCACAGAAUACCUGGCCACGGCGAAGCCAUCUUAUCAGCACAGUUUAACCCCGAAAAGAGCAGUAUGCUGGCAACUGGCUCUGGCGACAAGACAGCGAGAAUAUGGGAUACGGAAACCGGCACACCGAAGCACACUCUGUCUGGACACACCCACUGGGUUCUUUGUGUUGCGUGGUCGCCCGAUGGCAAGCGUCUGGCUACUGGCAGCAUGGACAAGUCUGUCCGACUCUGGGAUCCCAAGACCGGUAAGCCGGAAGGAAAGGGCCCUCUCACCGGUCACGCCAAAUGGGUUACAAAUAUCGCUUGGGAGCCGUACCAUCUCUGGCGCGACGGAACCCCUCGUCUUGCCAGCGCUAGCAAAGACGCAACGGUCCGGAUCUGGAUCGUCGAUAACGGCACCAUUGAACAUGUUUUGUCGGGACACAAGAGCAGUGUUAGCUGCGUCAAGUGGGGUGGAUUGGGACAGAUCUAUACGGCUAGCCACGACAAGACCGUCAAGGUCUGGGAUGCUCAGCAAGGCACGCUCUUGCACACGCUCUCGUCUCAUGCCCAUUGGGUGAACCAUCUUGCGCUCUCGACCGACUUUGCUCUACGAACCUCGUACUUUGACCACACGCCCACGCCGACGACGGAGGAGGAGAAGCGCAGCAAGGCCAAGGAGCGCUUUGAAAAGGCCGCCAAGAUGCAAGGCCGCAUUGCCGAGCGUCUUGUUUCCGCCAGCGACGACUUUACCAUGUAUCUGUGGGAUCCGUCCCAAGGCAGCAAGCCGGUGGCGAGAAUGUUGGGCCAUCAGAAGCAGGUCAACCAUGUCACAUUCUCGCCCGAUGGCACCCUGAUUGCCAGCUCAGGCUGGGAUAACCACACCAAAAUAUGGAAUGCUCGUGACGGGAAAUUUAUUAACACUCUACGCGGCCACGUCGCUCCGGUUUACCAAUGCGCAUUCUCGGCUGAUUCGCGAUUACUCGUUACUGCAUCCAAGGACACCACGCUCAAGGUGUGGUCCAUGGCUACGUGUAAGCUAGCAGCUGAUCUGCCUGGACACCAGGACGAAGUAUACGCCGUAGAUUGGAGCCCCGAUGGCCAGCGCGUAGGCAGUGGAGGCAAGGAUAAAGCGGUGCGGCUGUGGAGGAAUUAACGGAGCUGCCGUUUUGUGUUGCUUGCUCGCUUGCUGUUGGUGUGCAUCCUUUUUUUUUAUUUGACGAUGUUAUGACUGCUUUUGGAAGUGAGACGUGGCUUAACCAUGGCAUGUGAUAUUGAUACACUGGAGGAGGUAUAUAGGAUAAAAAUGAUAGAACCCAGCAUACAAUGAUAGUCUUCUUACCAAACCAUCAAUGUGAGAUGCCAAACAUGGCGCUACGCUAGUGCUGUAUGCAGCUCUUGUGAAAUGGCUACGGUUUACGGUGCUAGCACGUCUAGGUCUGGGCCAAUAACCGAACGAAUCAAGGAAUCAGAGAAGCGAAAACGGGAAGAACUUUACAAAACCGUGACAGCGGAUGGGGUCAUGAGGAGUAUCAUGCGCGCAAGAGGGGGUGAACGGCGGCGGCGGCGGCGCUGCAUGUCUUCGAUUUUGGAAGCGCCGGGCUUUUACACAGCGAAACAAGGGCCCAGACAACGCCGAGGCCCCAGGCGGGAGAGGCUUUUCCGGAAAGGCGCAAUAUUACGCGCAGGAUCUUGCACCAGACGGCUCUGGAGGGGUGCUGGGUCGCUGCCGCCGCAAAGAACCCUUGGGCCAUUGGGCUGUUGUGUUCCUCCCGGCAGCAUUCAACGUGGGGGAAAUGUUGGAGAACAGCGCAUUCAAGAGUAAUAAGAGGCGCGUUGCACAGCAGCAAGCGCCCAGAGGAUUUGGCGUGGGGAAGAGCGAGCUGCUGAUGCUUGUCAUGUGUGUGUAUUUUAGAUUGAAGAUUAGGUCCAUGGAGCCAGACCGUUUGCGAGACCAGGGCGUUCGUCCGGUGCUGGGCAAAGAGGCCCAUCACAGACAUAGAGCGGCGGUAUAAGUCGCAAGAGGGGCAACUAGUUAGCCAGCUAAGUUGGCAUGUCACGGCGUAUAGGCUAGUUUGCCAGGGUGAAUGGAGGGGCCAUAGGCAUGGAGCCAGCAACAAAGGGUGAAUCGAAGUUAGUUUAGCUGUUGCUGCACGGCCUAGGCGAUGCGUCUAGGGACUACCCGCUGACCAACACUGCAUUGCAUUGUUGCAUUGGGGAGCGGGCCGAAUCAGAAGAGAGGCAAAUGCCACAUGUGGGCAAGGGGGCCCUUGAAGCACAGAAUGUUCCAAUGGGUGAGGGGAUUGUGAUUGAUUGCCCCGCGCCGCAGAGAAGGAGAGGCCAUGUAUUUCUGUAUGCCGAGUACUGUACGUAAGUCUGAAAUCUCGGCGAUGAUGCGGCGACAUAGUGUGUGGCUGCUGGGCUGCACUGUUG
Molecule: messenger RNA, 2857 nt
Organism: [Torrubiella] hemipterigena
Lineage: Eukaryota; Fungi; Ascomycota; Sordariomycetes; Hypocreales; Clavicipitaceae
Source: the annotation of a GenBank genome assembly